Exaiptasia diaphana is the source of this 451-nucleotide messenger RNA. RefSeq names its product splicing factor U2af large subunit B-like. Bases 86 to 451 code for a protein of 121 amino acids. The record is from RefSeq and is a predicted model, not a curated record. NCBI's taxonomy places the organism in Eukaryota, Metazoa, Cnidaria, Anthozoa, Actiniaria, Aiptasiidae. The transcript has 2 exons.
GUAUGAAAACGUUUUCCCCAUCAGAUCUGUGCAUUGAACAAGACUAAAUUAUACCUAAAGAGCAUAAAGCAAUAAUCAGUUCAAUAUGAGUCGAAGGCGGGAGAGAUCAAGGUCGCCUGUGGAUAGAAGAGAACGAGGAAGACGUGAAAAUGUCCGCCAUGAAAGACAUAACAAAAAUGUGUCCCAUGACAAAUAUAGAGAUAAGCAAAACAGAAGCACUCUAGAAGGCAAAGAAAGAUGGGAUGAUGAUAGUCAUCAUUCAAGACAAGAUUAUGAUGAGGAUAGACAUAGAAGUCCUGAAAGGAGAGUUCAUAGAAGUCGAGGAGUGAGAAAUGAUGAAAAAAGAUCCAAGAAUACACAUGACAAUGAACCAAUGGAGGGAAGGCGAAGAGAAGGGUCAAGAGAAUUUAGACAAGAAAUGGUAAAAAUAUGUUUUCACCCCACUGAGUGA